Messenger RNA from Hemibagrus wyckioides, 2480 nucleotides. RefSeq names its product small integral membrane protein 29 (gene smim29). The coding region runs from base 282 to 578 and encodes 98 amino acids. Lineage: Eukaryota; Metazoa; Chordata; Actinopteri; Siluriformes; Bagridae. The record is from RefSeq and is a predicted model, not a curated record. The transcript is spliced from 5 exons.
CAGCAGUAAGACACACACACACACACACACACACACUGUGUUUAAUUUGCAAACGCUCUGGUCGGUCUGUGUGUGUGUGUGUGUGUUCAGGGGAUUUAUUACAGGACCAGCUCCUUAUUUACCGCCCUGUAGUUCAUGCUUGGUCCAGCCCCAGACCAGGAGACGGAAGGACCAUGUGGGAGUCAUAUGAACACCGACGACAAGGAAGAAACAAAUAGAGAGAGAGAGAGAGAGAGAGAGAGAGAGAGAGAGGAUAAGGAGACGUUUCAUUUUCCCCUGAAAUGAACACGACCACCGAGCCUCCACACCCGGCCGGAGGAGACGUGACCCUGACGUACGUUCUGCUCCCGUUCUUCAUCAUCACCUUCGCCGGGAUUAUUCUAGCAGCGGUGAUGUAUGUGAAGAGGAGGCAAAGGAUUGACAGGUUACGGCACCAGCUGCUCCCGGUUUAUACGUACGACCCGACUGAGGAGCUGAACGAAGCCGAGCAGGAGCUGUGGAGGGAAGACGACGCUAAGGGCUGGACGAUGUCAUACCAACAGCACUGGCCUCUUCUCCCCAAGGACCCGAACGUUUGACAGAAGAAGUGAGCGAUACUUUUACGGUUGACAUUCUGGACUUCACGUGUGAUUUAGAUGCAUGAUAUACGUCGCUCCGGUCUCAUCGUCGGGGAAGAGAGAAAAUUAUCCAGGGAGUGAGAGAUGAAAACAGAGGACAUGGCUUUUUCCGUGAUGCUGCGAUUCAUUUAUUAUGCAAAACACACACACACACAAUAAUGCUAAUGUAGGAAACCCAUAGGAAUCACCGGAAAUGUAUAGAAGUCUAUUUAUUUUUUAGUUUACUGUAGGAUCCCAGAAUUCCUCAAGGAGCUGCUUAGAAGCAAAAUUAGAAAUUACAGGAAGUCCAGUGAAUGAAACCAACCAUGAAGUUCAGGAAGACAAUCUCUGAUACCAUUUAAAAUCGUGAUGGUGACACAGCAGAAAUGUCAGAUUAGUUUACAUUUUUGAUUCGUUCGCGGUUUUUCCAAGGACACCAUCGUAGGUGUCCAUGGAAACCAGUUAGUAAAUUUACGCCGCACACAAACUGGCUGGAGUAACCGACACACUUAACUUCUUGUUAAGGCUAAAACUUUUCAUGUGAAAAAGAAAACAUCUCUUUGACCCCAAAUGAUGUUUAUGUAUCUAGACAAAUUCGGUGUCUAAAGCUAUUUUACAUUUCAUUAGCUAUGUUUCGUCAGAGGUUUUAAAUAUAACAGCCAAUCAGAUAGCGGUAUGCAAAUGAAGUAGCAGGCUAUGCAAAUUCCCAAAGGACAGAGAAAGGGGUGUGGUUAGGGUGGGGCUAAUCUGUAUAUUUAUAGAGUUUUCUUGGUUUCAUGAUGGAGUUUGUGCUUCACAAACUGGUUAUUAAACAUCGAACAACGUACUAUUCAGUCGAUUUGUGAUUUAUCAACAUCUGGGUGAGAAAAGAUGAUGUGUGAUACAGCAGAAAUGAUACAGAAAGACACCACUGUAGGUAACCAUGGAAACCAGUUGCGGAUUUGCCAUUUCAAACAUCAUUUAAACGAUAUACAUGAUAUACAACAAUAUUAAUCAUCACUAUUAUUAAUAUUUUAGCUCUUACAGUUAAAGGAGUAGUGAAAAUCAGGGCUGCAGCUUCAGACACUCACACUUCCUUCAUGCUUGGACACUGAAACAACAAACCUGCUGGUGUUCAUCAUCAUCGAGGGAUUUCUUUUUGAGCUCUGUUGAUGUUGGAUGCGAAUAUCUGUGUGUGUCUGUGUGUGUGUGUGUGUGUGUGUGUGUGUGUGUGGGUGGGUGGGUGUGUGUGUGGGUGUAAUUUGCUGUUUUAUUCAGGUCAGUCAUCCUCACACUCUAUACAAAUCAGGUUGAUGUGUUUUGUAUCCAAAUUGCUGUCAUUGUAUGUCGUUUGGUCAUUAGUGCAAAACACAACAACCUAGGGUCACGUCAUGAGUGCUAGGGUCACGUCAUGAGUGCUAGGGUCAUGUGAAGAAAUCUCACCUGGUAUCUUACCUGGUAUGUUUUUCCUCUCUUAGAAACCAGCUCAUGUAGAAAGAUCAGAUACAGAGACUUUAUCUGUGAUUAACUGACUUUCUGAGAACGCGCAAACUUCUGGUCUAGAGUUAGAAGUGUGUGUGUGUGUGUGUGUGUGUGUGUGUACAAAACACACACCUGCCACAUUUCAGACUUCUCGCUUCUGCUUUUCCAGUCAUGGCAGGCUGCCUGAAAUGAAAUCCACACUGUUGUGGGAUAAACAGCUUUUUAAAGCCGGCUGCCAUGCCCCGUUGCGCCCCUUCGACCUAUCAGAGGUGGCUAGUAGAGUAAACUCCGCCCCUUUAACUUUAGGAAAUACAGGUACUAAGGUCAGCCUCAGGAAAUGAGCAUGUGCUGUAAAAUGUACCGAAGACUUACAUCAAGUGUCAUAAUAUUACAGUUUUAUUAAAUGUAAUAAAAGUUAUCCAG